This is a messenger RNA of Penicillium chermesinum, 1326 nucleotides long. Its product is annotated as putative Snf1 kinase complex beta-subunit Gal83. The record is from RefSeq and is a predicted model, not a curated record. Gene Ontology annotation, cellular component: cytoplasm; nucleus; nucleotide-activated protein kinase complex. The transcript is spliced from 3 exons. NCBI's taxonomy places the organism in Eukaryota, Fungi, Ascomycota, Eurotiomycetes, Eurotiales, Aspergillaceae. Gene Ontology annotation, biological process: signal transduction. The coding region runs from base 1 to 1326 and encodes 441 amino acids. Gene Ontology annotation, molecular function: protein kinase binding.
AUGGGCAACAACCCUUCCAAGCCCGACGAGGAAUCGUCGGGUCACGUUCAAAAUCCCCCUCAUGACCGGAAGGUAGCUCGUCGUACCUCGCUCAAUGCCAUUCCGACAUCCAAGGCCACCGCGGCAGACCCUUCCGCCACCAAAGAAACAGCUGCCGGGCACUCGGCAGCUUACCAAGGCUCAGUCCAGCAACGCCUGCGGUCCCGAAACUCCACCGACUCUCCUAGCAGGAAUGUAAACAGAACAUCAGAAGAUAAGAAAGCUGCCCCAGUGCAGAACAAAGAUACCCCCUCGCCCGACCACUCAAACCCCGUCCAAGUCCCGACUUCGCGCCAUGCCGCGGGGCGCGAUUCUGUGGCACCAACAGGAGCGCCACCCCUCAACUCAUACUAUAGCGCCUCGACCCAUCUACAACGACCUCCGCGUAUGCCACUACCCAUUGGUGAUGCCACAACUACGCCUGGAUCGCCGAUCAGUGGUCCUGAAGAUUCUCUCAUUCAAUCAAUGCCAGCAGACCUGCUUCUGGAUGACCAAAUGCCAGCAGGAUCUCGUCUCAGCAGCAACACACUAGACGGAGAUGAAAUGGGUGAUGAGCUUCAACCAUUUGGUACCGGCAAGGCAAUAUCAACCGUGAUCGAAUGGUCGGGCCCAGGCGACAAAGUUUAUGUCACGGGUACUUUCGUGAAUUGGGAGAAGAAAUUCAAGUUACACCGAAAGGAGGGCGAGUCAGUCAUGUCAACCACAUUGAAUCUGCGACCAGGUACACAUCAUUUGAAGUUCCUUGUUAAUGGUGACAUGCGAGCUUCGGAUAAUCUUCCCACUGCUGUCGAUUUCACCAAUCACCUAGUGAACUACAUCGAAAUCAGUGCGGAUGACGAUGAAAAACCUACAACACCAGCUGGAACUCCGGCACAGGAAGAGCCUUCCAAAGGCCGUGCACCAGAGGAUACCGAAGAUAAUCCCCUGAAAAAGGAAGAAGUGUUCGAGGAAGUUCCACCAGGCGAUUUCGGAAACUUCGUCCCUCAGUUCUUGGCCGACCUGGACAAGGAGGAAGACAGCCCAGCAUAUCUACAGGCCGCUAACGUGAUUGGCGACACCCCUACACCACCCAGCCUCCCGCUUUUCCUAGGUAAACCAAUCCUGAAUAGUACUACGCCCACCAAAGACGACAGCAGUGUUCUCAACUACCCUAAUCAUACUGUUCUUAACCACCUUGCGACAAGUAGCAUCAAGAAUGGCGUACUUGCUACCAGUGUCACCACACGAUACAAGCGAAAGUACGUCACAAGCAUUCUGUACAAACCAACUGGUGAUAUCACGGGCUGA